AUGAUCGUGACGAUGCAGAUGGUGGUGGCCAUGGUCGUCGAGUUUGCCUCGGACAUCCAGUGCCUCUGCGACGAGGUAGUCAACCACAUCCUUGACUUCGGCGAUACCAAGGAGGCACUGGAGGACAACGGUAGAGGAGUUGGACGUGCUGUGAACAAGUUCCGCAGAUGUGUGGACAUGUGUGAGAAGCUGAUCAAGUCCAUCACAACGAGCUCCAAGUUUCCCUGUGAGUGGAAGAAGUACAAGAUGGUUCUGUUCGAGAACUGCGGAGAGGAAGGAGCUUCUGAAGUCUUCUGCGUGAACGAAGCAACUGGUUUCAGCCUGAUCUGCGAAUAUCUCGGAUACUUCCUGGUGUUUGUCGUUGGAUCCUUCAACUCCAUUCGUGCCAUCGAGACCAAGGGCGGAGACGACGACAGACAAUGGCUGACGUUCUGGGUGAUCUACUUCAUCUUCUCAAUGGUGGAGAGAUUCUCUUCGGUUCUUCUGUCCCGCCUGCCCGUCUACUAUGAAGUGAAGCUUCUGCUCGUCAUCUGGCUGUUUCCUCCCUUCUACGGGGCAAGAUGGUGUUACGUGACAAUCCAUCGCACGUUCUCCACCCUUCGCAAUCAUUGGCUGAUAAGAUAUGCGUUAUCCUCUAUGCUCGUUCGCUUCUAUGGCAUGUCGAAGGAAACGGCCAUCGAGUAUGUUCUUCGUAGCAGGCAGGAGGUCAAGGAUCAGCUGCUAGUUCAGUCCUUUGUUGAGAACGCUCUUGACAAGGCAAGCAAGGACGACAGGUUUGAUUCAAGGGUCCUGUCAGAGUUUGAAGGCUUGAAGAACGCAUACCCGUCGUAUUGGGCAAGUCUUGAGCACGGCCUCGUCCUCCAAGGUGAAGCGCGGGAGGUGCUGGAAGGAACUGACCUGCUGAUCGCAGCAACAAUCGAAGCUCGGCAGCCCGUGAAGAGCAGCCAGGACAAGGAGGCGGCGGAAAAGUACCUGGAGGACCUGAAGAGAGUGAUCAGAGUGGAGAGAAGCAUCGGCGAGGCCCUCGACCUCGCGCAUGAGACGGUCAUCUCUAGAGCCAAGAAGAUGAUGGAGUCGAAGAUCCAAGAGCUCUCCCUGCUCCCAGAUUCUCCGUGCACUGAGGAGGGUAAAAACUUCCCUCGGAUGGAUUCCACCGCCUUUGGAGGAUACGCUGAUCCAUAUGUCAAGCUCACCCUGAGGAACGAAUAUCCUCUGGACGAGGGAGGAGUAGGGAGGAGUGGGCUGCUGAAGACCCAGUCUGGAAUCAGAGGAUGGAGAUUACCCUGGUCUCGGGCUCGGUACCUGCCCUUGCUGCCCAUGUCGGAAGAGGUGGACUACGAGGGGAUCUGGUGCAACGUCGCUGCUCCCUUCCACGUCCUUUGCGUGGAGGUGUGGGAUCGGGACUUUCCGAGGUUCCUCAAUGGCGAGAGGAUCGCAUCCUUGGAGAUCCCGCUGGCGAGACUGAUGGAUGGGCGUUCGCACAUGCACUGCAUUUCCUUUCCAUGGCCAGAGAGCGCUCGGCAUCACAGCGAGCUGAGAGUCUUUGAGCAGAGCAAUGACGACAAGGGCACCAUCUCCAUCAAACUCCAAUGGAUCAGCUAA
Messenger RNA from Guillardia theta CCMP2712, 1602 nucleotides. RefSeq lists its product as hypothetical. NCBI's taxonomy places the organism in Eukaryota, Cryptophyceae, Pyrenomonadales, Geminigeraceae. The transcript is spliced from 26 exons. The coding region runs from base 1 to 1602 and encodes 533 amino acids. The record is from RefSeq and is a predicted model, not a curated record.